AUGAAGUGUCUUGUUGCUGUUUUGGUCUGUGUGGUGCUCGCAGAGGGAUUCAAGGUCCCUCUGACGAAGCACAAGUCUAUGCGUGAGGCCCUGAGAGAGAAGGGGAUUGAGCUGCCUCACCAGGACCCAGCUCUGAAAUACUACCCAGAUGACUUCGCCACCUCUGCCAGCAUGUACAUCAAUAACUAUGCUGAUACCACCUACUAUGGACCCAUCAGCAUUGGAACACCCCCCCAGUCCUUCCAGGUGCUGUUUGACACCGGCUCUGCCAACCUGUGGGUGGACUCCGUCUACUGUAACACUCAGGCCUGCAACACACACACAAAGUUCAAUCCCCAGCAGUCCUCCACCUUCAGUGCCAAUGGACAGACCUUCUACCUGCCCUACGGAGCUGGAAGCCUCUAUGGAACCUUUGGAUAUGACACUGUCACUGUUGCCGGCAUUGUGAUCCCUAACCAAGAGAUUGGUCUGAGCACAAACGAGCCUGGUCAGAACUUUGUUGUGGCCAAGUUUGACGGCAUCCUCGGCCUGUCCUACCCAAGCAUCUCAGCUGGAGGAGAGACUCCAGUCAUGGACAGCAUGAUGUCUCAAAACCUUCUAAGUGCCAACAUCUUCGCUUUCUAUCUUUCCAGGAAUGGACAGCAGGGCAGUGUGCUCACUUUUGGAGAAGUGGACAACAGCUUGUACCAGGGGCAGAUCUACUGGACUCCUGUCACCUCUGAGACCUACUGGCAGAUUGGCGUUGAAGGAUUCCAGAUCAAUGGUCAAGAGACCGGCUUGUGCUCUCAGGGCUGCCAGUCCGUUGUUGACACUGGAACCUCCUCACUGACCGCCCCAAACCAGAUUCUGGGUACCAUCAUGCAAGCCAUUGGAGCCCAACAGAGCCAGUAUGGAGCGUAUAUGGUGGACUGCAGCCAGGUUAACAACUUGCCAACUCUCAGCUUUGUUAUCAGUGGUGUUGCCCUCCCUCUGCCUCCUUCUGCUUACAUUAAACAGCAAUACCAGAAUGGAUACCAGUAUUGCUUAGUGGACAUCUACCCCACCUACCUGCCCUCUCGUAAUGGCCAGCCCCUGUGGAUCUUUGGAGAUGUCUUCCUCAGAGAGUACUACUCCAUCUACGACCGCACCAACAACCGUGUCGGCUUUGCUGCAGCUGUCUAA
Messenger RNA from Morone saxatilis (striped sea-bass), 1161 nucleotides. Its product is annotated as gastricsin-like. The transcript is spliced from 9 exons. Lineage: Eukaryota; Metazoa; Chordata; Actinopteri; Moronidae. Gene Ontology annotation, molecular function: aspartic-type endopeptidase activity. The record is from RefSeq and is a predicted model, not a curated record. Gene Ontology annotation, biological process: proteolysis. The coding region runs from base 1 to 1161 and encodes 386 amino acids.